CCUCAGAGACCCUGCUUGAGAACCGCUCUGUUUAAUCUGCGCAAGCUGAUAAGGACAGCUGAAUAAAGCGUGUUUAUUGCUCAAUUGUGCUGUGUUAUCGAGUGGUUUUGUUGUUUUACCUGUUUUAGUUAUUUCUUCUCCGUUGUCGUUAUCGCCAGUCGUCAGUCUAUCGAGCAUCAGAUAACAAUGUCGAUUCUUGCGCUCUACAUCACCGAUAUCAACGGUCAACAACUCCUGGAAUACCCCGUCGCAGACUACCCGCCGACCAACAAGUCAAUCCAGGUGGCCCUCCGCGACUGCCCUCCUGACGAAGUCAUCCUCCGUCUGUCGCCCAACGAGCUAGUCUUCCACCGCAAACAGGACUCUCUCGUCUUUCUUCUUCCCUGCACCGCUACAAUUCCCUCUCUCGUGCCGCUCGAAUUCAUCUCGCAUCUGAUAAAAGUGCUCCAUGACUACUUCCAGCCCCCUCUGACACGGCAAAAGAUUGAAAAGAACUUCUCGACGAUAAUGAUGCUUCUCAACGAAAUGAUCGAGGACGGCUACCCGUUCGUCACUGAAGAGAAUGCGCUUAGAGAUCUAGUGCCCUACUCCGACUCGAUCUCGAAAUACCUCAAGGGCGCGACGAGCUCGAUCAAGAACCUCACGAGCUCAAAGACCUCGUCCAUGCAGUCCAUCUCCUCAACCGACAUCGGCGCCCCGCGCUCAAACGUGCCCUGGCGCCGCUCAAACGUCAAGCACAACAACAACGAGCUCUACGUCGACAUCCACGAAUCCCUGUCCGUUAUCAUCCCCGCCCUCUCGCCCGCGCAAAAGAUGCUGCACUCCCUCGCCUCCGACACGACCCCGUCCGCGUCCGCGUUCUACACCGUGCCCUCGGCCGUGCCUUCUGUGCUGCCUGAGCCUAUAGUAUCGAUCGCGCACGGAUCCGUCUACGCGACUACGCGGCUGUCGGGAAUCCCCGACAUCCAAAUCAUUCUCUCAUUCGGCAACCGCAUCCUCGAAGGCCCCGCGUUCCACCCUUGCGUGCGUCUCGCGCGCUGGCGCGAGCACCCGGGGACGCUGUCGUUUAUCCCACCGGACGGCAAGUGCUGUCUUUUGCAGUACACAAUCUCGGGCGUCGAGUCCGGCCCGAUCGGCGGCGACCUCAAGACCGGGCUCGGGACCGCGAAGGACGAGUUCGAGGUGCGGAUCUGGAGCCGCGUGCCGCGCAACGUCAAGUUUGUCGAGAACCUGCGCCUCGAGCUCGUGUACGACGGCGACCGCGUGCAGAAUAUAAAGGGCGUGCGCGCGUCGUCGGGCGAGUUCAAUAUCGAGAAGAAAGGCACGGGGAUCUGGCGGUUCCCGGGCAAGACGCCGAUGGGCUGGAGCUCGACGCUGAGGGGCACGAUGGUGGUCAACGAGGAGCUCGAGCCGGGAGAGGACGGGACGGUGCAGCAGGAGUUUCCAAAGUACAUCAAGAUCUCGUAUGAUUGCAUGGGCAUGCUCGUCAGCGGGACCAAGGUCGAGAGCUUGCGGAUCACGAGCGGGCGGCAGGGGCUGAUGGAGAACGCGAAGCCGUAUAAGGGUGUAAAGUACAUGACGAAGGGAACUGAUAUUGUAAUUAGAGGUUGAUUGUGUAUAUAUUUGUAGAAUUUAUGAUUGCUAUAUUCUCUAUAUGUGUCUGCUGCCUUGUCUAAACCUUAUCUAAAGUCCCAUCUCAGCCGUGAUCCUCC
This is a messenger RNA of Myxozyma melibiosi, 1712 nucleotides long. Its product is annotated as Mu homology domain-containing protein. The transcript is spliced from 2 exons. Gene Ontology annotation, biological process: intracellular protein transport; endocytosis. NCBI's taxonomy places the organism in Eukaryota, Fungi, Ascomycota, Lipomycetes, Lipomycetales, Lipomycetaceae. Bases 187 to 1611 code for a protein of 474 amino acids. The record is from RefSeq and is a predicted model, not a curated record. Gene Ontology annotation, cellular component: clathrin adaptor complex; cytoplasmic vesicle.